CUGUUGUGUGAUGAAAGAAGACUCCUCGUCUUACAGUGAGGAACAGAGGAAGGCUGCAGUGUGCAAUGGAUUACACCAUGGGUCAAACUGAUCAGCGUCAGCCAGAGUAACUACGACCAGUAUGAGAUGGAGAUUGUGCAGGUUAUCAAAGAGGGGACAGAGGAAGGCCUGAACGGGAAUGAAAAGAGGAUGUUCCUCUCUCAUGCAAGCUGUAGGACAGGACUUGGUUUGAGAGAGGGUCAGGACUAUCUGAUCAUUGGGCCCAUCACUGAUGUUUGGCAUGGAGGGAGCACGUCCAACAAGUAUGUGUAUAUGUUGGGUAAGGACACAUGGGUCGAGCGCUGGCCAUCCGAGUCUGAAUGCGGGGCUGGAUCCACACUGGAGGAGAAAUGCGGCGCGCUGAAGAGCUUCGAAAAGGCACUGACAGAAAGCGGCUGUCAGACUUGAGACAGAUGUUGGCAAAACUGGAUUUUGAGUCUACGGCAUUUUCACAUGCAUUAAAAAAA
Messenger RNA from Sinocyclocheilus rhinocerous, 506 nucleotides. Its product is annotated as complement C3-like. Gene Ontology annotation, molecular function: protein binding. Bases 127 to 447 code for a protein of 106 amino acids. The transcript is spliced from 4 exons. The record is from RefSeq and is a predicted model, not a curated record. Lineage: Eukaryota; Metazoa; Chordata; Actinopteri; Cypriniformes; Cyprinidae.